Messenger RNA from Strongylocentrotus purpuratus (purple sea urchin), 3725 nucleotides. RefSeq names its product histone-lysine N-methyltransferase SMYD3-like. Lineage: Eukaryota; Metazoa; Echinodermata; Echinoidea; Camarodonta; Strongylocentrotidae. The transcript has 8 exons. The record is from RefSeq and is a predicted model, not a curated record. Gene Ontology annotation, cellular component: nucleus. Gene Ontology annotation, molecular function: protein binding. Bases 80 to 1045 code for a protein of 321 amino acids.
AUUCGCCUCUUAUUGGAAGCGAGUGUAGCCCUGUGCCUGUUUGAGCUGAGAGGAGCAAUUUCAUAAGUUUACACUAAUAAUGGCGGAGUCUGCUAUGGAAUCUGUGCGUGUUGUAAAAUCAGCUACUUGUGGGCGAGGUUUGGUCUUCACUUCAAAAUUUGCGAGGGGACAAUGUAUCCUUGAAGAAUUGCCAUAUGCAUAUACACUGCAAGACGACAAAAGGGGACGCUAUUGUGAAUUUUGCCUCAAAAAAUGUUCAACUCUAAAGAAGUGUUCCAGCUGCCAUUAUGCAAGCUACUGCAAUAAAUCAUGUCAGCGAGGAGAUUGGGCAAGAUGUCACAAGCAAGACUGCAAAACACUGAAGAGAAUACACCCCUUGCCAUAUUCACACGUAGUUCAGCUUCUAUCUCAUAUUAUCCACAAGCAAAAACGAUCCCCUCCAUGCAUUCAGGAUGAUGAGGAUUGUUUUCCAACCACCGUAGACCAGCUGGAAUCCCAUCAUGAGAAGCUGAGCGAUACAAGAAGGAAGGACUUUGAGACAUUGUUGUUUUCGUUGAAGUAUUACGAAGAUGAUGUCUUACCCGAGCCAAGCACCCUGUUGAAGAUGUUUGGGGCGACUAUCUGCAAUUCCUUAUCAAUAAUGAAUAAUGAUCUGAAUGUCAUUGCAGUUGGGAUGUACUUGAGAGCAUCCAUGUUGAACCAUUCCUGUGAUCCUAACUGUGCAUGGGUGAGUGAUGGGAGAAAAAUUCAAAUCAUGACCGUUAAAGAUGUCAAAGAAGGAGAAGAGUGUACAAUCACCUAUGUAGAUGUCAUGGACCCAGCUAAAGUGAGACAGGCUGAUCUGAAAGAGAGAUAUCAUUUCACCUGUAAGUGUGUGAAAUGCAUCGAAGAAAUCAAUGCAUUGGGGCCAGAUGAUGGUUUAGGUGAAGAGUUCCGAGAUUUGAAGAAAUCCUUGGAGCAAAUAAGGGAUGCAGAGAAUUCACAAGAUAUCCUUCGUUGUCAUUUAAAGUUUAUUGUAGUAUACAAUGACUAUACCUGUCAAUAAUUUGAAAUACUAGGAAUGAAGUCAAUGAAUGUUUUCUCCUUUAGAGUUUGUUUCAUUUGUCGUUAUCAUAGAGUUAUUGGGACCCUUUUUAUUUGCACAAUUCACAUUCUACAAAUACCUUGCAUUGUAAUCUAUUUUUUCUCUAUUGCUCUCCUUUUCCCUCCUUUUCUACUUGUCUCUGUCUGUCUAUCUGUCUCUCUGUCUCUCUGUCUCUCUCUCCUUUACCCUUUCCUCUAUGCUCCAAACUCACUGACCCCAUGUUAGUCCUCUCAGUUUCUCUAUAUACAUUCUUCCAAGCUUUUUGUCCCCAUCUCGAUCAGUUUUCAUUGUAUGGGUUUAUUCUUUCUUAAUGGUGAUAUUUACAUUGGGAAAAAGUGUAUCAGCUGUGUAUACCCUACCUGAAUCCGAUGGACUCCACUAGCAAUAUUCCAGCCAAUCAUCAUCUCCUGUACAAGGUCAGACAGGCGGCAUUUCUAGCAUGCAUCGACUCACACGCAUGGCAGAAAGCUGUUGAGACUGGACAGCUGAACAUAGAGCCUAACAAAUAUCUCUACAAAGGACCAUACCAUGCCUCUAUAGGGAUUUACUUCCUGAGAAUGACUAGACUACUACUUGAGCUGGGGAGAUUUGAAGAAGCUCGAAAAUAUCUCACAGAGACAAAGAAUGUUUUGGAUGUUACGCAUGGCCCAAAGCAUUCACUGAUGUUAGAAGUACAACAACUGUUCUCGUUCCUGGAAAUACUAAAUAAAUAAGGACAGAGCAACAGAGAGAAAGGUCGAAAGGAAACAACAAGAGACAUAGGUUUGAGAAGCUGGCAUACAAUCAGUUCGAAAUGUAGUCAUCGUAGUUUGUAAAUCUAGACAUUUUAACACAAGGGCGGCCUAUUUGAUAAUACUUUUUGUUUAUUAACAUGUUCCGAUCAUUGUGAUAAGCUACUGAUAUCCUUGCAUUUGAUUGACUGUGAGCAGAUGUAUCAUAGAUAUAUGGCAGUUAUUGAUAACACGUUUGCUGAAACAGGGCCAACCUCUAUUAAAGGAGGUGUUUAAUGGAACUAAUUACCGAGUACUUUGCAGAAUUCAAUGUCUAUUUCUUCAAUAAUGUACUUUAAUGUUCUUUAAUGUACUAAAUAACCAGUGACGCAAUGGAUGUAUAUGUGUUGUGUUUUUUUUCUACCCAUUUGAAUAAAAAUUUACUUUUGUGUGCCCUUAGUAUAAUACGUCACCGGAAUGGUGUGUUGUGUUUCCUAUGAGUGUGCUGGAUGAGAUUCUGAUUCUAUUGGUGAAAUAAUUAAUUACAUUUCCGGUGAAGUUUAUCUUAUUUUUAAUACUAUUUUUCAAAUCGUUGGAUAACCUCAUUUUGUAAAUCUAAAAAUUUAUAUCCAUGUCUCUAUUCGCUGGUUAUUUCAUAUAAUGUUAUUAAAUAUCCCUGUAAUAUGUUGUCAUCCUGUGUAAAUAUUUUUAAAUAAAUAAGUUUGAGAAAUGGUAGAAUAUUUCGUCGAGAAGUCGAAGAGAAAAAUACAUUUACAUGUAGUGUCAUGUACAUGCUUUCCUCUCACUGUAGAGAUAAUUGGUCCAAAGUCUAUUUGAUAUCCAUGUAAUAUAUUGUUAUGUUUGCCUCAUUUCAUUGAUAUUUUGUAUGUUACCAUGUAUAUACAGGACCAAUGUGAAUAAAAGCUUUGGCCAACAUUGUCAUCCUGUAUAAAUAUUUCUAAACAAAUAAGUUUGAGAAAUGGUAUAAUAUUUUGUAGAGAAGUCGAAAAAAAAAAAAUAAUUACAUGUCAUGUACAUGCUUUACUCUAACUAAAGAGAUAAUUGGUCUAAAGUCUAUUUAAUAUCCCUGUAAUAAAUUGUUAUGUUUACCUCAUUUAAUUGAUUUGUUUGUAUGUGACCAAUGUGAAAAACAGCUUUGGCCAACAUUGUCAUCAUGUAUUAAUAUUUUUAAAUAAAUAAGUUUGAGAAAUGGUAUAAUAUUUUGUCGAGAAGUCGAAGAGAGAAAUACAUUUACAUAUAGUGUCAUCUACAUGCUUUCCUCUAACUGUAGAGAUAAUUGGUCCAAAGUCUAUUUAAUAUCUCUGUAAUAAAUUGCUAUGUUUGCCUCAUUUCAUUGAUAUUUGAUGUUACCAUGUAUAUACAGGACCAAUGUGAAAAACAGCUUUGGCGAACAUUGUCAUCCUGUAUAAAUAAUUUUUAAAUAAAUAAGUUUGAGAAAUGGUAUAAUAUUUUGUCGACAAGUCGAUAAGAAAAUACAUUUACAUGUAGUGUCAUGUACAUGCUUCCUCUAACUGAAGAGAUAAUUGGUCCAAAGUCUAUUUAGUAUCUCUGUAAUAAAUUGCUAUGUUUGCCUCAUUUCAUUGAUAUUUGUAUGUUACCAUGUAUAUACAGGACCAAUGUGAAAACAGCUUUGGCCAACAUUGUCAUCCUGUAUAAAUAUUUUUAAAUAAAUAAGUUUGAGAAAUGGUAUAUUUUGUCGAGAAGUCGAAGAGGAAAAUACAUUUACAUGAGUGUCAUUUACAUGCUUUCCUCUAACUGUAGAGAUAAUUGGUCCAAAUUCUGUUUAAUAUCACUUAGUUAUAAUGCACAAUAAUCAAGAUUCCACUUAUUGUCUUUUAUGUAAAGAACAUUUGACUUGUACACAGACAUGCUGUAUUCUCAUGCUUUAAUAAAGAAACAGCAAACUUGAA